GUGAUCAAUAGUUACAGCCAAAGCUCACUGACUAUGUGACAGGCGUAAUGAUGGUUUACAAUGUAUGGUUGUAACCUCUGCAGUCAGAUGUACAUUAUGUUAUUUCCAUCUAUCCAGCCAUGUGCUGCAGUGAGUUCGGCAGUUGUGGAGGCAGCUAUAAGUACAACCUCGGCUGGGCCCUGAUUGUUCUGGGCGUCGUUGGCGCCAUCCUGGCAGCGAUAGCUGAUGGGGUGUACGCAGGAUACCCGUUUGCUGGUGUCCAUCACAUCAGCGCUCCCAUAUGGGGAGGUAUCAUUAUUAUAGUUGCUGGAGGCUUGGCUGUCCGUGGAGAGAAGAGUCCUGAUAAUGCCUGUCUGAGGAUAGCACUACUGGUGAUGAGCAUCUUUGGCAUCAUCUCUGCCUUUGGGAUUUUCGUGAUCGCAGCCGCGGGACAAGGCAUCGAUGGAAUCCGGUGUGACCAGUUUGUGUCGGGACCAUGUGAUCGUGACGGAGGCACCCCUUCCGAGAUUGACGGCCAGAUUACUUACACCCACCGCUGUAGUGAUUAUUGGUCUGAUAACUGGUACGAUCUGUUUCCAGACUGGCGCAGUGUUAAUUGUUGGGGAGUAAGGAUCCUCCACAUCCUCCAGAUCCUGCUGGGACUUGCAGAGACAGUUCUGAUGUUCAUCGUCAGCAUCAGGACCUGCCGCGGAGCAUGUAGGAACUGCUGUGACGGCACACAACAACCUCCGACACAUGCCAUCGUUUAUCAGCCGCCUGGAGAGCGCCUAGCCCAACAGGUGCAUUAUGGGGAAAUCAUCGUGCAGACAG
Branchiostoma floridae (Florida lancelet) is the source of this 810-nucleotide messenger RNA. RefSeq lists its product as uncharacterized. The annotation marks the transcript as partial. Lineage: Eukaryota; Metazoa; Chordata; Leptocardii; Amphioxiformes; Branchiostomatidae. The record is from RefSeq and is a predicted model, not a curated record. The transcript is spliced from 5 exons.